UCUGAACCACCACCAUGUCCCGCUAGAACAAGAGUUCACAUUCUGCAAAAGGAGCUAUCAGGAGGAAACAUUCUGAAAUGGAUUCCAAGUAUUUCAUCUUAAUUUUGCUAUGCCAAUACCUGAACAGCACAUUUUUCUCAGAGACAGAAGCAAUUUCAACAGAGCAGCAAACACAGUCUACUCUACUCACAUCACCAAUGUUGCAUGUUACAACUAAUUCUCAAAACACAGCAGGGAAUGCUUUAAGUCAAACAACACAAGUCAACAUUUCUUCUGGACAACAAUUACUGCCUGCCAAAAUUACUCCAGGACAACCAACACCAGCUGUUUAUGUUUCUUCUACAGAACCAAUAUUACACACUUCUGCAAGGCCACUUGCUUAUAAUAUCACCAGACAAGCAAUAUCAACGGCCAACAACUCCUUCCCACAAACAUCACUACCUGGGUUCACUUUGGCAAAUCAAACAUCACCUUCUACCCACAAUUCCACUGAACAACCACCAAGACCUCUUGUCUACACUUCCACACAACAGCCAUGGUCACCUGCUCCUACCUCUUCUGGAAAACCAGUACUACAGACUGUUCAUAAUCAACCCAUAAAACCAACACCAACUAUUUAUACACCUAGGACUAGCAACUCACCAAGGAACACAGCACCAUUCACUUCAGAACCAACAAGUGGGAAAGGAACAACUGCACAUAAAACCAACCCCAAUGCAAUAGCUGCCAUAUUAAUUGGUGCAAUAAUAGUUUCUAUGUUGGUAGCUAUACUCAUGAUUAUACUGUGGAAAUACUUGAGGAAACCAGUUUUAAAUGACCAAAACUGGGCGGGUAGGUCUCCAUUUGCUGAUGGAGAAACACCAGACAUGUGCAUGGAUAACAUUAGAGAGAGUGAAGGAGCCACAAAACGCACAUCAGUCGUUUCACUUAUGACUUGGAAGCCAAGCAAAAGCACACUGUUAGCAGAUGAUUUAGAAGUUAAGUUGUUUGAAUCAAGUGAACACAUCAAUGACACCAAUAACCUCAAAACUGAGAGUGUAAAAGAUCAAAUAAAUGGUGUAUCAGAAGACAGUGCUGAUCGCUCAACAAUCGGUACAGCUGUGUCUUCUUCAGACGAUGCAGAUCUGCCCCUGCCACCUCCCCUUCUUGAUCUGGAUGGGAACCUAUCUGACAAGCCCACAAUGGUAAUUGUAUCUCCUCUACCAAAUGAUUCUACCAAUUUCCAAUCAUCUCCAGACAGUCUAAAUCAGGCAUGUGAAGAUCUUAAUUCCAAUAUCAAAGAGCCAUUUCUGCCACCCCCUGACUCUAACCUGCCUCUGUUAGCAGUAGAUUUUAUAAACAGUCAAGAGUCUAACCACAAGACUCAGUGCCAGGAGUUCUCUACUCCUAACUUCCAUCAGGAUUUUACUGACUCGCUGCCACCACCACCUCCAGAGCUGCUGUAAAGUGACAGCUUGCUUUCUAGCCUGUCCUCCAUCCUGAAAGGACUCCAUCCUGUUCCUGCUCAUGGUACAUCACAUGUAACAAGACAACUAGCAGCCGACUAACUUCUGUUUAGGACCUACCUGACAUCUGAGUGAAGCUCAUGUACACGGGUAGAUUAUCACAGUGGUAUAACGACCAGCUAUAGAACUUAUUUUAAAGCAGAGUGCCUUUUAUAUAUGUGAAUGAUACAUAU
This is a messenger RNA of Onychomys torridus (southern grasshopper mouse), 1678 nucleotides long. It is a transcript of the gene Evi2b, whose product is annotated as ecotropic viral integration site 2B. Lineage: Eukaryota; Metazoa; Chordata; Mammalia; Rodentia; Cricetidae. The record is from RefSeq and is a predicted model, not a curated record. The transcript is spliced from 2 exons. Gene Ontology annotation, biological process: regulation of stem cell division; positive regulation of neutrophil differentiation. Bases 78 to 1445 code for a protein of 455 amino acids.